Anguilla rostrata (American eel) is the source of this 8990-nucleotide messenger RNA. Its product is annotated as ataxin-7-like. NCBI's taxonomy places the organism in Eukaryota, Metazoa, Chordata, Actinopteri, Anguilliformes, Anguillidae. Bases 1048 to 3339 code for a protein of 763 amino acids. The record is from RefSeq and is a predicted model, not a curated record. The transcript is spliced from 12 exons.
GGGAAGAGUCGGUGAAAUAAGACGAUACGAGACUGGGUGUCUGAAUAUCUGUCUGAAUGUCUGUGUCUCUAAACCCCGGGACAAAGCGGGAAAGGGUCGGAGAGACGGGGUGUCCGAAUAUCUGUUGAAUAGCCUAUUCAACUUGAAACAAACUUCACCUCGGUCGACUUUCCGGUUUUCCACGCAGUGGAUAAUAUGAUGAGAAUUCCUUGAUAAUUGUGUAUUUCGUCCCAUAUUCACUGUACUGACGCAAUAGCUGCGACUGGAGUAACACGGACUUGACGUGCGGAACACUGUGAGGUUUAAGGAAGCAGGGAAUCAGUGGUCAUAGCGACAAGUACCCCACAGUUGACAAGAAAGCUUUAAUGGACCAUAUCGUCAUCGGACUGGAUUAUAACCGUACUACUGAUUCAGUCUUGUCCUGUAUAAGCACAUGGAUAUUAAUGUACGAUUUUUCUAUUUGGUGACGAAACUGACCACGAAUCCACAUUGCUUGGUUUUUGGCGUUUUUUGUUAAUGAUAAAACCAAACAUGCUUGUAAUUCUGGAACAGGCUACCAUAAUAAUGUGUUGUGCAAUAAUUCUUAUUGAAUAAAUCUCUGAAGCUUAUUACAUCAUUCAUAUUUAAUUUUACGUGUACAGCUGAAAUUAUAUAAGUGCAGCCUACGGCUAGGUAGUAAUACAUACGACCGACGAUAAGCAAAAUUUAGUUUAUCGUAAGCGACUCCUUAGAAUUCCUCAGGUUUCUUGCGCACAUCGGUGAAGUUGUUAGUUUGGUACUUCCUUAAAGUUUUAUCACCUAAAUCUGUGCUUGUACCGCUCAGAAUAUACGUAUCAGAUGGCGGCGCCGUUGAGUAUAUCUCCGCUAUAUUUAAUCUAUCAAAACAAGAAAUGGUUAAUAGCCUAGACGACCCUCUUUGACCACACGACAUAUGUGUAGGAAACCGGUUAUACGUGAAACGUGCAAUCGUACCACGUCAGGUAAUGCUCAGUGCUUGUUAACCACCUUAAACGCUCACUGCUGUUUUGUUACAUUGUAGCGGAAAGAAUGUCGGAAAGGGCCGAUGAUGACGUCAAACGGGAGCAGCGCAAAGCGACCAGGCAGUCAAGGCAGCAGCAGAUCCAGCAGGGAGAGAGUGUCACAGCAAUGGCGACUGUAGGGGAGCGCAGAUCUCUGCCCAGUCCAGAAAUACUGUUGGGACAGCCCUGGAGCAACUGGGUCGAUGCUGCCAAACUCAACGGGAACGUCGGUACAGAAUCGGAGGAAAGUUUGAAAGAGUGCGGGAAAAAUCGGGAAGCCAUGCGGCUUUGCAGAGACGACAUGCCCAUAUUUGGACAGUGCCCAGCGCAAGACGACUUCUACCUGGUGAUGUGCAGUUGCUGCAGUCAGGUGGUCAAACCACAGGCCUUUCAAGCACAUUACGAGAGAAGACACGGCUCGUCCAGCAAGCACCCGUCGGCCGCGUUCCCCGUGCCCACGUUGGUGUCCCGCCGCAACGGCUCUGCCCCCAACGCCAAAAUACUCAAAACGGCCAAAGAGAAGCUGCCCGCACACCUCAGGGUGCUCCACCACAAACUCCUAUCUCCGUCGGUGAAAGUGGAGAAGAUCCCUCUGAAGGCGUCGGACGGCCACGCCCCCUCAGCCUCGAUCGCCGUAAGCUCGUCGCUGAGGCCCAGCCUUAAUUGCCCCUCCAUACCAAAGGCCCCCCUCCUGCCCCCCGGGCACAUCCCCAACGGGAAAACCCUCCACACCUCUCUGGAGAAGAAACAGGACAACGGCUCCGGCAGCAGGAGGCACCUGCACAAGAAACUGUCCGAGCGCGAAUUCAAUGCAGAUUUCCACUGUGGAGUGUUGGACCUGACUACACGGAAGCCAUGCACAAGAUCACUGACAUGCAAGACGCAUUCCUUAACCCAGCGGAGGGCGGUCCUGGGCCGGAGGAAACGCUUCGACGCGCUGUUGGCGGAUCACAAGGGCCGAGCGAGGGAGAAGGAGCUGCAGUGCAGCGCCGACCCCUCUCGGCAGACCCCGCCUCUCAGGGACGCUAACCCUGCCCCCUGCCCCUCCCCCGUCUCCCACGGCAACAGCACCGCCGACGCCAAGCCUUCUGCGCCGAGCAAACCCAGACCUCACAAUCCAAGUCUUCCACGACCGAACAGCUAUCCCGCACACCUAGGGGGGAACAGUCACACCCAGGAGGACCCCGCCCCGCUCCAGGAGUCUUCCCUCCAAUCCGCACCCACCCCGGACGGGACGUCCCGUCUGUCCAGCGACGAGGGGGAGAAUGAGGAGAGGGAGGAGGACUGCCACUAUUCGGGCUACCACCCUCGGCCUGCUGCUUUCUGCACCUUCGGGAGCCGUCAGUUUGGGAGAAGCUGCUACAUGUUCAGCCGACGAUGGGAUCGGGUUCGACACACCCUCAGCGCCAUGGUAGAGAAGCACAUCAGCUCUCAGAUGUGGAAGAAAAUCCCGCCCGCUACGCAGAACUCCACGCACUCGAUGCCCCACAGAACGAACGCAAACUCGCUGGCCCCGCCCCACCCGAGCACCAGCGGGGGCGGGUUCCUCCCACCCGCCCCCCAGCCGCUGCCUUCAUCCCCCUACUCUCAGUCCCUGGACAGCCGGGCGGUGCUCUCGUACGGGACGACCCUGAGCGCGCGGCCGGACCGCCCCCCCUACAACAGCGCCCAGCCCCGCCCGGGCCCCUCCUGGACCCAGGUCCCUUCCCUGGCCUCCAGCAGGCCCCUGAAGACCAGGCCCAGCGCGAAGCCCUUCAGACCCAGGGAGCCGCCGCCCGCCAACUCUACCGCCAGCCUGGGCGUGGCCAAGAAGAGGAAGAGCAGCUCGCCCACGCACCCCACCGAAUCCUCCUCAUCAUCCACCUCCUCCUCUUCCUUCGUUUCACCAGUGCCGAGGAAGAACUGCGCUCUGAACCCCAGGGGCCCGGGGAGCGCCCGCCCCCUCUCGCUCAUGGCCCCACCCCCCCAUGCCGGGGUCCACCAUGGCCCGGGGCUUGGCUCCGCCCUCAGCCUCAGGCUCGACCAAUCGGGGAGGGGCCCUCCAAUGGGCAGUCCCGCGGAACCAAUCAAGCGCAUGAGCGUGGUGAUGAACAGCAGCGACUCCACCCUCUCUCUGGGGCCCUUCGUGGCGCACGCGCCUGUGGACAGCCUCGAGGGGAAGAGGCGCAAGGGGCCAGGGGCCCCGGGCCCCGGGAGGCCCCUCAAAAUGGCCAAGCUCCCCACACUCAACAACGUCCAUGGCAAGCACAGCCGAAGCAUUCCAGGGUCACAGGGGCUUCCCAACAAUGCCAUUUUACAGCAGCCAAAGGCUCGUCCCUGACAGGGGGUUGUGUGGUUUCCCACAAUUCCGGCCAAAUGACCGCACUGGUUCUCCCUGCUACUCCAAACCAGAGGAGGCCUUGCCUUGCUGUCCCAUGAUCCUCAGGGGCAGAGACCUGUCGGGACAGAGUUGGUAACCGCGGAAUUCCCCGAACAAAGCCAUUCACGUCCACGGCCGGGCAGGUUGCCUUGACAACGGAGACACUACACGUGGGGUCGUCGUCGCCCUUGUCGCAGUAGACUGGAUCGGCUGGCUGGUCUUCCUUUAGAAGGGGAUUGUGUUGUGUGACCUUGCACAGAAGGUGUAAUGGUACAGACUACGAGGCCAGGCAAAUACACACGUGCGCGCGUGCGCACACACACGCACACGCACAGACACACUAUCACACUGGUGAUGAAACACUACCUUCCUUGUAGCACGGACGCAGAAUCACAGAAUCUGUGUUUUAGCAGGUCAGGUUCUGCCGAGCUGAGAUUUUAAAGAGGCUCAACCAUCACUUGAACUCAAGCCUUAGAAAACUGGCUCAAACUAACAGCUAAUUCCCCAUUUUCUACUGGGUCUUACGGUUUAAGCAUAUUUUAUUGCUUAACUUCAACUAUGAAUCUAUGAGUGUCUGUUUGUCUAAGAACACCAAGCUGACUACAGCAGGUUUUUAGGUCAAGUUAUGAAGUUUUAACUAGCACCUGUCUGAAUUAACACCUGUUCAAAGGUUUUCUGAGACCUGUGGUGUUUUAAGGGAUGUUGUGAGACGGAUCUAGAGUGAUUAUAUAAGGGCAUAUGUAGUAGGAGAAAAUGAAAGCCAUCAAUGUAGAAUUUUAGAUUCCACAUGAGUUUUAUGCCUUUGAUAGUGAUGAGUUGCAGUGCUUAUUCCAUCAAACACACACACUCACUGUAACACACACAUACUCACUCACUGACACACACAGGCACACACGCUCCCUCACCAUAGCACGUGCACACAAACACACAUACACACGCUGACGCACGCACACUCUCACUCACCAUAACACACACAUAUACACACACACAGCUCUGAAGACCAAACCAAACUUUUGAAAUAAUGAACAUAGGACCACAUUUGCUGUUUAAUUAUUUUCUGUUCUGAGAGAAGCCCUUUCUUGGCUUGUCUUUACAAACUCUGCCUAACGGUGAAUGUCAGAUCAAAUAAAUAUGAAUAUAGGUACAUUUUUUUUUAACUAGCUAAAAUUAAUUGAAGGCCAUUGAUUUGCUAUAGAUUGUGUCAUCUGGAAACCAACGCCACCCUUAUCGACUACCAGAUAUAUUACUGUGAAUAGUAUUGCCUAAACAAAACACUAUUUUGUACACAGAUUAUGCAAGUUUGUUUAGCUUUUGUUCCUUGCAGCAGGUGAUGUGUAAUGACUGCUGUGGACAGGUCAGGAAUACAUGCAUAUGACCAGUUCAGCUAUACCACAUGUUUUUGCGAUCCAAUCAAAAGCUAUUGCCAGUAAUUAAUCUCAGUUAUUACAAUGCCCUCCAAGAUACCUCUGUCAUACCUUUGACAAUGAUGAGCAAAGAAGGCUGUAAAAUAGAAAAUACAAGUGAUUUUAUGCAAAAUGUACAUAGGGUAAGGAAAAUUAUUUUAAAAUAAUACAAUUCCUCAGAAAAAAAAUAUUGUGCCGAACAAAUAAUAUCUUCUCCCUAAAAGAUGUCACAAUUAUUCAUGCCCUACUAAUUAUUUGAAAUAAAAUCCAACAAAAAUAAAUCUGCAUUCAUAUGCUGCUUUUGACUGUUAACCAGAAUUCUUAAGGAACUGUAUUGUAGCCUCCUGUUUUCCUGGGGUAUGAAAAUGAGGUAACACAUGUAAACCUCAUGUGUCAUCACCAUGUGGAAAGAGGAACAUCGUUCAGCAAGAUAGCGAGUUUGAGAAUACUUUAAAAAUGACCAAAAAAAAGACCUUAAAAAACCACAAAAAGACACUUUUGCAAUGGCCAUGUCAGAAACCAGACUUGAAUGCAAUAUAAAAAAUUGUGGUUUUAAUUGAAGAGGUCAGUCCAUAGAGCACUGACUGAUAGAUCUGAAGGAUCCUGAAAUAUUCUGUAUGGAGGAAUGGUCAAAUACACCCCCUCCCCCCAAAUAUGUUCACCAGUCUCAUCAAAUAAAAUCCUGUAGAAGAUGACUCAUUAGGGACAGUCCACAAUGUACUGAAAACAGGAGUGUGAAUAUUUCUGACAAUUUAUUGGAAAUAAAUUCAUCAUUUCAGAAGUGAUAGUUUGGUUGUUAAAGUAGAAUAUAUUUCAAAUGUAAGAAGAUAAAUAUAUCUCAAUACUUUGAUAAAUUAUUUUAUACUGGCUUUGCUUCUCGUUCAUCAUUAUCAAUGGUGUGAAUAAUUUUGGAGGGCACUGUAUUUGAGAAUUAAAUAUGGGAAGAAAUAGUGUGAUAUGAGAAAGGUAUGAGAAAGGUGCGUGGAUAUGUGGAUUUCUGAAUUUCUGAACUCAUAAGCAACAACUGAGAGAUUCAUGUAGAUUCCAUAUUUUCCUAUUUUAUGACAGUCUGUGCUCAAAAUGUCUCAGUCCACACUUGCCAAGUAAUAAUAAAUAACUCUUAUUGUCUCAGUGGGUCAUCAAUCACCUAAAUAGAUUUUUUAGCUUUCUUGUGCAGUCACUCAUCGAUGAUGUCAUAAUCAGUACCGGUGAGCUCUGAAAUGAGGAAAUCCGCAUAUCUGCUGAACUCUUAUUUUUGAUGAAAUUACCAGUAGAUAGUUGUUUACCAUGUUUACCAUUUUAAGGAAUAUUAAUUUCAGUGCUGAGUGCGACUACUGUUCGCUACUAAGUGCGACUAAUUACCCUCUAUUGUCAGUCACGGAAAAACAAAAGUAUCCAAAACAUGUUUUCUUGGAAAAAUACCUGCAAAACAUGUCCCCUCAGUCAGUCCGAGUAUAGUUAUGGUGGCUGCACAUCGUUAAUGGAUAUGAACGCCACUUUCAAACUUCACUUGUCUUUUGACCUGAAACCCAGACCGAAUUCACAUUUGGUUUUGUCGUUCAGCAUGUUGCUCUCCGGUGGCUGUUGCUGUAGAAAUUGUGAAUCAUUUGCCAAAUAAUACCAAGAAUACAACCCUCUCCCAUUCCCCUGUGAGGAGUCGAGUGUUAGGGCGGUCCAUAGUGCUGAAAGGCGAGGCAGGCAAUACCGUGUAAAACUCUUAAUCUUAAGUCUUAAUUAGUGAGUCUUAAUAAGAACUGACCUUGGGAUAAGUCCACUUCUUCCUCCACUUGAAACAUAUUUUGAGGACUGUUGAAUUUGAAACAUUAGUGGCAAACUUUUAAGGUGGAACCAAAGUUCAGGGGCAGGUAUGAUCCUGCUUCUCUUGUCAUUUCUGUAGAUUUUUCACCCCCUAUUGAUGUCAGGCAGUCAAUGUAGCCACAAAGAGUCAGAUUUCUACCCGUUAUUUUGGCAUUUUCUUCUGUGUAUUACGAAAUAUUGAAAUUUCCCUAUUUCAGAUGACAUAUUUUGUUAAAAAUUUACAUAUUUAAAUAUGUAUUUUUGCACAGGCAUUCUUUUAUAUCCAUGUUUGGUACAAUUGAUCAUAUGUAUUUAUUUACUAAAAAUUAGUAAGUUAAAUUACUUUUACUGAGUGGUUCACUGCCAGUAAUGCAAUAUACCUACUUAAAAAAACUGAUGGGCUGUCUCAGGUCCUUUAAAAGUGAAGCGUUGUCUUCGAGGUGCAACCAAUGAAAAAUGAACAUGUUAAAUGGGGGAUGUCCCUGCAGCAUGCCUGCGGUUGAUUGGUCCUUUUAGACCAAAAAAGCAAAGCCACGUCAAAGCAAAGAAUGUCAGAGCUGACCCAGUCACUGGAUUUUCUGGCCUGGCCCAAGUAUACCAUUCAUACUGCUGGUCUGUUAACAUUUCAUAAGCUCAACACUUGACUUUUAAAGUUGUAGGGAGCAGGGAAAUUCCUAAAAUGAACAAUAAGUCAUCUGCAGUACAGCUGUUCACAUCGUGGUUGCCAAACCUUUGUGUUAUAACACUGCUUUUUUUUAGGGUUUUUAUUUUUGCUGCUUCUACAAUAAUUGAAAAAAGAAAGUGCCUAACAAUACUUUCACACUGACUGUUUAAGUAUAGCUUCUGUCUUCUUCUUCUGGGAGCUCGCUUUCUCACAUCUGUUUCUGGGUCUUUACUGUAGAAUUAAACACAGUGUUAGCCAGUUUCAGUGACUCCAGCAUAGAGGACCUGCUCUUGAAAACCUGAAGUGAAUUUUUACUUUUUUUAUCUUAUAUUUUAUUUUAUUGUGGGUCCUGGUCGAUCAGUCAAAUUAACUACUGUUGUAUUGUAACUCAGCCCCCACAAGCCCACACCCCUCCCCCAAAAAUGAAAAUGUGUUAUGUACUGAACCUGUGUGUUCGUGCAUUGAACAACAGCCCACAGUGGAAAGACUCAUUUACCUUUAACAAUCUUGAAAAUUCUGCCAGUGUUUCAGUGAUAGAACUACACAGAGACUUAAUUUAGCACUAUGAACAUGUAAUGUGAAUUUAUGACAGAAAGCAGCUCGUAAGGGAAUUGUUCUAAAUGCAAAACCCAGCUUAUAAUUGUGUAUAGUUGAUUUUUGUAUACAUAAUCAAAUGCAUUGGAUCAGCUGGACUUGUGUUGGCUGCUACUUAAUUCAUGAACAAAUGUCAUAGGAUAGAGAUUUUAAAAUAUUUAAAAUGAGAUUGUAUAGUCUAUUUGUUUUGUAUCAGGUUUCUGUAAAUAAUAAUACAAUUAUUUAUACUGUUAUUUAUACAUUAAAAAAAAAAAAAAAAAAACAGCUUGGUUUACUUUUUCUGAAAUUGUGGCCAAAACGUUGGGGCACAUUAUUCACAUGGGAACUUUGUAUCCUAAAUAACUAAUUUAGAAUAACAUUAGAAUAAAAAUAUUAAGAUUUUAAAAAAUGACAUCCAGAAAUUCAUAUGAGAUAUGAGACAUUAAAUUUACACAUUCUUAACCUUUAAGGAUCUUUGUUGAGCUUUCACCCUGGAGGGAUGGUAUGCAUGCUGGCUUUUGAUUCCAUAAUUAUCUGCCAAUUCACUCAUACAUUUGAUCACAGUAAAGUGUUCAUAUACUAUAGGGAGAGAAGUACAGUAUACCCUUCAACUGUCAUUUAUGAGCUUAUAAAGAACUUCAGAUAAAAUGCCAGAUCAAGUAAAUGAUUGUGCUAAUCCUGAAAAUCUUUAUAAUCGCGGUGGGGUGAAUCGCAUAGGUGCCUGCACCUUCUCACCUCUUCAGCCAGUCUCUCUUCAAAUGUCCACUCCAUGUCCAUUUUAUGUAUUCCGCAUCACCGCGUGUUUCCGGUGCCACAUGAAAUGCAUGUUGAUGUGAAACAGUUUCAUACCGAGCCAUGAUUUGUGUGACACAGGUACGCGUACGCUAGGCACGCGCGGUCACAAAAAUUGAGCUUCGCGCGGACAUGCCAAGGCGGACGUACACUGAGGUCCGCUAUUUCGUCAUUUUGACCGCGCGGACCCCAGCAGAGUCCGGUCCGUGUAUGCUACGUCUGGACCAUGAAUUGGCCUUUAGCCUACUUGAGCACCUGCCUGUGUGCAGCAGUCACUGGGUCCCUGUAUGCAAAGAAAUGCACGCUUAUGAAGAUCGUCUUGGUGUCGUUUACCUGAAAGGGGAAUCGGUGGAGCUAGCAUAACAUUCGGAAAAGCAAAAUGG